GAGAAUGUUCCGCACGAUAAAUCUGUCCAGCGAUAAAAACAGUCUGGUGAGCAGUAGCAGCAAGGCGGCAAUGACCACCACUACCACCAGCAGCCAGCUGGGGAAGAUGGGCCCAGAGGAGCUAGGAGAAUCUUGGAUUGAACUUUCGUCCAACACGAGCUCAAAUGGAGGUGGAGUAACAGCAAUGGCAAGCUCGGGAGUCGGCAACAUCGGCGGUAGCAACAAUCUCGUCCUCACCGGCGCCACGACGCUGGCCGGUACUGUUGGAACGAAGAGUCCCGACCGGACCACACCGUUGGCGUUUACUUCGGUCGAGGAGUAUAUAAGACUGCUGCGGGAGGCUCAGCGCGAAUCUAAGGAAUCAAGCCGAGUCGCAUCGCUGACGAGUUCGCGCAAGAAUUCACCCCGUGGAAGUCCCAAAUCACCUCCAAAUAGUCCAAACACCGAGCUGGCCGCCACCGAGGAAGAUCUCCGGAAUGUCUACAUCAACUAUGUGAACAAGGAUGGUGAUAUAGUGAAGGAUACCGACUGGGUAUGGGAUUGGAGCAGCCGUCCAGAUCAGCAACCUCCAAAAGACUGGAAAUUUGAACAUCCCAACCAAACGCAGGAAGAAAGAAACAAGCCGAUUCACGCCGGCUACUCAAUACGGCAGGUCCGCGUUGGGAAAAAUUCACUGUUCUCUCGGGAGUUUUUAUACUCCAUCGUACUGACGAACGUAUUAUCGCUUCUGCUUGGCGCAGGCAUUGGCGCUUGGCUACAGAAACGAGGACUGUUGCUAACCCGCAUCUCGAUUGAGUAAAAGGGAUGG
Anopheles maculipalpis is the source of this 808-nucleotide messenger RNA. RefSeq names its product BCL2/adenovirus E1B 19 kDa protein-interacting protein 3 (gene BNIP3). Lineage: Eukaryota; Metazoa; Arthropoda; Insecta; Diptera; Culicidae. The transcript is spliced from 5 exons. The record is from RefSeq and is a predicted model, not a curated record. Gene Ontology annotation, biological process: positive regulation of apoptotic process; mitochondrial outer membrane permeabilization. Bases 5 to 799 code for a protein of 264 amino acids. Gene Ontology annotation, cellular component: mitochondrial outer membrane; nucleus; mitochondrial envelope.